AUGUCGUCAGAAGGCAGUUCCAUCAUGGACCGCGUCGAGGUGCUAUACUUUGAUGUCUUUGGAACCGUGGUCGACUAUGUGGAUACAGUCACCAAGGCGCUACGAUGGGAAAUUGCGAACACCGCCAUAGCUGAUGCCAGCGUUUUGCAGGCACUGCAACAAGACUACGAUUGGCGGUAUUUCACGCUCAUGUGGCGUCAGCAGUACAAGCUCGAAACAAAGCGACUUGCAGACAUUGGCAAUCCGGACAAGGUGACAGUGGAUCAGAUGCAUAUGAACGCUCUCAAUCGGCUCAUUGCCGAUCUCCCUCUUGCACCAGGCAAAGAAAGCUCGCGUGCUGUCGCGCAUCAUGCUACCAAAGCUGUCUCGAAGGCGCUCGAUCAAGCAUGGACCCAGGAUGUGCGGGAACGUCUCAAUUUCACUUGGCAUCUGCUCGAGCCUUGGGCCGACUCGGUCGCGGGACUGCAGGCAUUGAAGGCACACUUCAAACUCGGGACGCUGACCAACGGCAAUCUCAACCUGAUGGUGGAUAUGGCCAAACACGCCAACCUGGCUUGGGAUUUUGUACUGACCGCCGAUAUGAUGGGCAGUUUCAAGCCGGAUCCACUGAUGUACCGCAAAGCCAUGCAGCUCUUCGACAUCCAGCUCGAGGCCGAUGCGCAUAAGGCUUGCAUGGUCGCUGCGCAUCUAUACGAUCUCGAGGCUGCAAAAGCUUGCGGUAUGACGACAGUGUUCAUCUCAUCCAGGCCAACUGAAGACCAACUGCCAGCGGAAGGCAAGCCAGGAUACGUCGACCUGGUUGUUGCAGACCUGUUGGAGCUGGCCCAGUUCAUUCGCUAG
Messenger RNA from Mycosarcoma maydis (corn smut), 840 nucleotides. RefSeq lists its product as uncharacterized. The record is from RefSeq and is a predicted model, not a curated record. The coding region runs from base 1 to 840 and encodes 279 amino acids. The transcript has 2 exons. NCBI's taxonomy places the organism in Eukaryota, Fungi, Basidiomycota, Ustilaginomycetes, Ustilaginales.